CUUCUUCGUGUGGCCCAAAAAAAUGGCUGUCGUUUCGAAAUUGACUGAAAAUUUUGCUCUACAAGAAGCUGCUUCGGCCGGUUUGAAAUCCAUGGAGCAUUUAAUCCGGUUGGUUUCUCAUGAACCGGUUCAUGUAGAUUGCCGUGAGAUAGCUGAUUUUACAGUUUCGAAGUUUAAGAAGGUUAUGUCUAUGAUGGACCGGACCGGUCAUGCCCGGUUCCGUCGUGGUAGGGUUCAGGUUCCGGUUCAUCCUGAUUCGUUUACUUCGUUGUCUCUUGCUCCUUCGUUGAACUUUGCUCCGGCGAAGGAGACACUGACACCUGCACCGGCGCCGCCACAGACGACGUUGACGCUUGACUUUACGAAGCCGAAUGUUGACUGUCCGAUCGGGAAUUCUAAUGCUGUUACUGCUGUUGCUACUGCUGUGAAAUCUAAGGAGGUUUUCAGUUUAUCAACGCUGAUGAAAACUCCGACGCCGACGAACUCGUCGUCGUUUAUUUCGUCGAUUACCGGCGAAGGAAGUGUAUCGAAUGGCAAGCAAGGUUCUUCUUCUAUGUUGUUGCUUCCUGCACAAGCUGGGAAACUUCCUAUCACUGGAAAACGAUGCCGUGAGCAUGAACCAUCUGAAAAUAUCUCCGGUAGCAAAUCCACCGGCUCCGGCAAGUGUCACUGCAAAAAGAGGAAAUUCCGUCCUAAGAAAGUGAUAAGAAUCCCGGCGAUAAGUUCAAGGAUUGCCGAUAUACCGGCAGAUGAGUUUUCAUGGAGGAAGUACGGGCAGAAGCCGAUCAAGGGUUCAGCAUACCCAAGGGGUUAUUAUAAGUGUAGUAGCUUACGUGGAUGUCCAGCAAGGAAACAUGUAGAGAGGGCAAUGGAUGAUCCAACGAUGCUGAUUGUGACUUAUGAAGGGGAACAUUGUCAUACACAAGUUGCGAUGCAGGAGAACAAUUCUCAAAUGGUAGACAAGAAGAAGGAAUGAAAUGAAAGGUAGAUGUAGGGAGGGAAAAGUUGUAGGGUGUUUUUGUAGUUUUGGAUGUAGUAGAGGGGUGAAUAUGCUAUUUGGGGAAAGUUAGUGGUUAAAAAGAAUAGAGAGUAGUAGAAAGUUAUGGGAUUGGUUUGUUAUGUAAAUUUGGAAAGAUUUUAGGGGUUGAAAGAGAAAAAGAGAAAAGCUUUUGCAAAAUUUUGACUCCUUUACUUUUUAUUUAUUGGCUAAUAGGCGUUUGAAUAUAAAUU
Messenger RNA from Solanum dulcamara, 1230 nucleotides. RefSeq names its product probable WRKY transcription factor 11. The transcript is spliced from 3 exons. Gene Ontology annotation, biological process: regulation of DNA-templated transcription. The coding region runs from base 23 to 976 and encodes 317 amino acids. The record is from RefSeq and is a predicted model, not a curated record. Lineage: Eukaryota; Viridiplantae; Streptophyta; Magnoliopsida; Solanales; Solanaceae. Gene Ontology annotation, molecular function: sequence-specific DNA binding; DNA-binding transcription factor activity.